Molecule: messenger RNA, 1333 nt
Organism: Cydia amplana
Lineage: Eukaryota; Metazoa; Arthropoda; Insecta; Lepidoptera; Tortricidae
Product: saccharopine dehydrogenase-like oxidoreductase
Exons: 7
Coding region: 4-1305 (433 amino acids)
Biological process (GO): glycolipid biosynthetic process
Cellular component (GO): lipid droplet; mitochondrion; plasma membrane
Source: RefSeq, a predicted model, not a curated record
AUAAUGGAUGAAAGAGUUGAUUUAGUUGUGUUGGGUGCCACAGGUUUCACAGGACGAUACGUUGUUAAACAUUUAGCUUCAAUUAACAACGAAUCUGAUUACACUAAUUUGACUUGGGGUAUAGCAGGACGUUCGAAAGAAAAGCUAAAUUAUUUGUUGGAGGAGCUGGUCGAUAAAGGUGUUAACGUAAAGAAUAUACCAGUAAUAGAAUGCGAUAUAAAAAACGAAGGCAUGGUGUACGAAGUGUGUCGUCGAGCAAAAGUAGUAGUGAACUCCACUGGCCCAUACACUACCCUAAGCGAGCUGGUGAUCAAGACCUGCAUUCAAACUAAAACGCAUUACGUUGAUAUUUCUGCCGAGUUACACCAAAUGCUCAGUAUAUACAAACGUUACAAUAAAGCUGCAGAAGAUGCCAAUGUUCUAAUUAUUGCUGCUUGCGGGUAUGGCUCCAUACCAGCGGUAAUGGGCUUCGUUCACCUGCAAAAUCAUUUUAAAGGCACAUUGCAAACAGUUGAAUGCUACACAGAAAUAGAAAUGCCAAAAAGGGUUUAUAGUUUGGGAAAUAUACUAUGUGGCGGGGACAAUUGUCUCGUACACUUCGGUACAUGGGACUCCCUAGUGCACGAAUUGGGAAACUUUCCAGAGUACUUCCGGAUGAAGCAAGAAAUAUUUCCUGAUGCUAUAUAUGGACCAGAGCCAGAGGAUAUUAAAAAGUCAUUUUUUCAUCGAAUGCGUUCAAAAAUUUGGUUCCCUUAUCCAGGCCCUGAUAGUAACAUUGUGGACAUGACACAGCGGUACUUAUACGAAAAAGAAGGGAAACAGCCAGUUCAUUUUAAGAUGUACACAACAAUGCCACUACUGAUACAUUUAUUUUUUAUAAUUCCGAUCUUCUAUUGUUAUUACUGGCUGUCUUAUUUCAAGUGCUUUAGAUCAUUGUUACGGAGAUAUCCUAGAUUAUUUACGGCUGGAUUUAUGAGCCAUGAAGGGCCAAGUGAAGAUAAUAUGCACGAUACAAAAUAUAGCUUUGUACUAUCGGGGAACGGCAGGGUAAAUUACAAAAAUAAGACAAUGCAUUUAAAGAUUUGUGGGACGCACCCGUACGAAGCCACAGCGAUAGCCUUUAUUUUUUCGGCAAUAACUAUAUUAAGAGAUUAUUCGUAUAUGCCAAAAGGUGGUGUGCUUACGACAGGUGCAGCAUAUUACCGAACCAAAUUAAUUGAUAGACUAAAUAAACAUGGUAUCAAUUUCGAGUUUCUAUCCGAUGAUGGAGAGGAAGUAACUGAAAGCAACAAAGAGCAAAAUUGAGAGUAUGACAUAAAAGACAGCCAGUUUU